AUGGCAGCGCUUCUUCAGUCCGCAUCAUGCAUCGGCUUCGCUGCGAAUCAGCUCAGCGGCCAGAAGCUCCCAACGCUCGCUUCGAACGCAUCGUCUAAGCAGCUGCGACGGCCGGCGAUUGUGACGGCAACGGCAGCGCCGGCAGCCGUCUCACAGACGGCCUCUGCGAAGAAGGGCGACGUCGCGCGAGUCGGAGUGCUCGGAGCAAGCGGAUACACUGGCGCUGAGAUCGUUCGUCUGCUGGCCGUGCAUCCGUCACUGCAAGUCACUCUCAUGACGGCGGAUCGCAAGGCCGGGCUGCCGCUCUCCUCCGUCUUCCCUCACCUCAUCUCCCAGGUGGAUCUCCCCAACAUGGUCGCCGUGGCAGAUGCGGAUUUCUCCCAGGUGGACGCCGUCUUCUGCUGCCUACCGCACGGAACCACUCAGGAAAUCAUUGCAGCGCUGCCCGAGCACCUGAAGAUUGUGGAUCUGUCUGCUGAUUUCCGGCUGAGGGACGUGAAUGAGUAUGCGCAGUGGUAUGGCGGCGAGCACAGGGCGCCCAAGCUGCAGGAAGAGGCUGUCUAUGGAUUGACUGAGAUCUACAGAGACGCAGUGAAGGCCGCUCGCCUGGUGGCCAAUCCCGGAUGUUAUCCCACGUCCGUCCAGCUCCCACUCAUUCCUCUUCUUCAGUCCAAGCUCAUCUUACCAGACGGCAUCAUCAUUGACGCCAAGUCGGGAGUGAGCGGAGCAGGGCGCGGAGCCAAGGAGGCGAACCUGUACACAGAGGUGGCGGAGGGCAUUCAUGCCUAUGGAGUUACCAACCACAGGCAUGUGCCUGAGAUUGAGCAAGGGCUGAAAGAGUUUGCCGGGGGAGCGGAUGUGACUGUCAGCUUCACUCCUCACCUCAUGCCCAUGUCACGUGGCAUGCUGUCAACCAUCUACGUUCAGAUGGCACCUGGGGCAACAGUGGACGACCUGAGAGAACACCUGAGCAGCAGAUAUCAGGAUGAGGAGUUUGUGGUGGUGUUGCCCAAGGGGAUUGUGCCGCACACACGUCAUGUGAGGGGCUCCAACUACUGCCUCGUCAAUGUCUUCCCAGACCGCAUUCCCGGCCGCGCAAUCAUCACAUCUGUGAUUGACAAUCUUGUCAAGGGAGCAUCUGGCCAAGCUCUUCAGAAUCUCAACAUCAUGCUCGGACUUCCAGAGACCGAAGCUCCCCGCGUGCUCCUCCCCAAGCCUCGCGACACCGUCGCCAUCAACCGCCUCGCGAUCCUCCUCAUGUGGUUACCCGUUUUCGCCAUCCUGCUCGUGAUCCUCGGCGGAGCGUCCGAGCGUCUUCCUGUGUGGGACACGGGUCUUCUUGACAACGUGGACGAGCAGCUGACGCAGCGAGCGCUCGCGCAGCUGGAGAAGGAUGAUGAGCUGGCAGCCGUUGGGAGGACGCAUGCCGUGGCUCCUAAGAUCGCGUUCCUGUUCAUCGUGCGAGGCCCUCUGCCGCUCGCGCCUGUUUGGGAGAGAUUCUUCCAAGGCCACCAGGGGCGCUACUCCGUGCACGUGCAUGUGUCAACGCCCAACUUCACUCUGGACGACGUGGUGGAUUCGCCGAGCUUCAAGGGCACGCAGGUGCCAGGAGUGCGGAUCUCAUGGGGCGGGCCGAACCUGAUCCGAGCGGAGAAGCGGCUUCUGGCUGCUGCCCUUGAGGAUCCGGGCAACCAAAGAUUCCGGGUGGCGGUGGGUGUUCACUAUGGCUCCAACGAUCAAGCGUCACCAGUUCAGAAAGGGGUCGCAGUGGUUUGCCCUAACUCGUGCACAUGUGCAGCCCUCAUUGUGAGGGACCGAAAGUACUAUGACCUUUUUGUGGAAACCUUCUCUGAGAUCCCUGAUGAAAGCUACAUCCAAACAGUUCUUGCGAUCGAGGACCCUGAAAACGUUGACACUCGGAGUGUGCUGUAUGUGCAUUGGGGAGGGGCCAUUUCACGGCACCCGGCUUCAUACACCCUGGAAGAAAUUAAUCCUAAUUUUAUUCGCAAAAUACAGCAAGACUACAUGGUGCCAGCAGAGACCAUAUACACGUUGACCUUAUCCGGGAGUAGGCCUUGCACACUAGGAGGAAAGCGCACCCAUUGCUUUCUGUUUGCUCGUAAAUUCGAGCUCAACACCAUCCCUGCCUUCCUGAAGUUAGCGAUAACCUUCGCAGGCGGUAUUCCGGUUGCGAUCUUGGACGUGAUGGCGGAGGUCGAGGGAAAGCGCGUCAUCACUGUGGAUGACAUCAAGACGGUGCCGAUGGAUUUCCGGUUCCCUACAGCGAACCAGGCGAAGCACUGCUUCACCUGCUACAACGAGUUCCACAAGUGCAUUGCUGAGAAGGGCGAGGGCGCCUCAGAGUGCCAGAAGUUUGCCAAGGCCUACCGGACAUUGUGCCCUGCUGAGUGGAUUGACAAGUGGAACGAGGAAAGGCAAGAGGUUUGUCUUGCUCCCUGCCUGCAUUUGAACAUGCACGAUUUUUGCUUCUCCAUUCCGUAUGGCUCGAUGCUCAUCCUUGGCGGGUUGAUAGGCUUUUUGCGGAAAGGAAGUACAGUGUCGCUUAUUGGCGGAGUAGCGUCAGGAGCGAUUCUCUGUUCAAUAGCGGCAAUCCAGCUCAAACUUUUCAAGCAGCGGAAGAACUCGUUUGCAGCCAUUUUCGCCCAACUCGCCAUCGGUGGCGCAUUGACUUACGUUCUUGGUGACCGAUACAUGACCACCCAGAAGAUCUUCCCAGCCGGUGUCGUUGCUGGAUUAAGUGCCAUUAUGACCCUCUUCUACGCAUUUAAGCUACUGACUGGUGGCAAUCACUUCAAGAAAGAGGCUGCCUCCUAA
Molecule: messenger RNA, 2835 nt
Organism: Closterium sp. Yama58-4
Lineage: Eukaryota; Viridiplantae; Streptophyta; Zygnematophyceae; Desmidiales; Closteriaceae
Source: the annotation of a GenBank genome assembly